GGGCUCACCCGCGCUGGACCAGACGAUGGUGACACUGCAGCGUGCAGGAUCCUCACCGUGGUGCCAGGUCGGGUCCAGGUGACCCCAUCUGGUGACUUCGGUGCCCCAGAUGUUAAAUACGUGUUAACAUCUUGCAGCUCAGCAGCUCAACCAGCCUGCAGCUCAGUGAAAGGCUCUCACUGCAGCAGCAACAAGCGCUGCAGGGAGCGGGGCUGGUGCUGAGUGAGCUGGAGCCGAUCUCAGCUGCUCUUCACAAGCCCUGGCCCUCGGUAGCGGCACUGGAGAGGUGCCAGGCUCCUGGGCAGCCGCAGCCCUGGCAGGGUUCUGGGGGGGGGAGGCUCCCUAUGGUCCAGAGCAACCAGGGUUCACAGCGUGGGGAGCCUGGGUGCUGGGGCUUGGCCUUGCCCAUCCCCAGUGAGGUUCCAGCAGGCUGGGCACUGGCAGCAGGGAGGGAUGAGCGGAUGGCAGUGCUGAGCAUCCCUCCUGCUGCUCUGGGCGAGGGAAGCAAACACCAUCUUGUGUCCCUGCCAGGCUGCGGGAGCCCCAGGAGCUCUCUGCAGCAGCGUGUCCCUGCCUGACCUCCUCCUCCUCUGCCUCCUCCUCCUCCACCUCCUCCUCUUCCCAUCCCUGGCUCUUGGAGCAGUGGAGGGCUGUGACUCUCCAGGGCAUCCCAGCUCCUUGCUUGAGGAGCAUCAGUGGGUGGUCCCCAUGGGGGUCCCCUCUCCAGCUGCCCCUUAGCCUCCCUGCUGCAGCUGCCAUCAGUGAGGGGUUUCCUGGUGAAUCCCUGUGGUCUCUCAGUGCUGGAUGCGGAUGCAGGAUAGGACAAGGGCUUUUCUUUAGCCCCAGGUCCCCAGCUUACAUCAGGGUGGUUCUGCCUGGAUCCUGCCCCCGGAGUGGCUGCUCCCUCUGGCUCCAUCCCAGCCCCUUGUCCCCAGGCUGUGUCCCACUGUCGGGGGCCGGCAGCCGGCAGGAUCCCCACACUGCCAGGGCAGCCGGAGCCAGCGCCAGCCUGUUGCAUGAGAGCAGAGUUAUUUUUAGCUGUAAUGUGCCUGUUGUGGCUUCAGCGCAGGCUCUGCUAAGGCUCAGGUUCCCUCCCCGCUGAGCACAGGGGAUGCCCCCGUACCAGCAUCUCAGCCAGGGGUGAUAUGGGAGCAGGAGAUGGAGAAGAGCAUCCCUGUGUCCUGUUGAGCACUCGGCAUCCCCCACAUAUGUCUGGGAUAGAGGGGAGCAGGGACUUGGGUGAGCCUGGAAUAGCAUCCAUCCCCUGCAGCCAUUCUGAGUGUCCUCAGUGCUGUCCCAGGUGCAGACUGGUGCAGCAGAGCACUGCUGAUGCACGCGGUGGGCUCAGCCUCUGUAGAGCCAUGCUCUGCUCCUGUUUAAUAAGGCCACUGCAUGCAUUAUGUUAUUAAUGAGUUAUUAAAAAGCCAUCCUCAGUGAUGCUGCUGCCUACCCAGUGUGGUGCCCAGGAAACACAUCCUUUAGCAUCCAUAGCUCUGUGCCAGGGUCUCACCGGCACUGGGGGACACCUCACUGCUGAGGUGCCUGUGUACCCCCAGCACAGCACCUUGGCCUCCUCUGUGAGCCUCUGGCCUGUCCUCGCUGUGCUCUAGGGCACCAGCAAUAGCCACAAGGCUUUUUAUAGCCCCAUUUGGGCGGAAGCUGUUUGGUGGCUCCUUGCCCAGGUUGUGCUUGGCUGGCUCCUGAGGGCAGGGGGGUCACUGCAAUGGGGUCCCUCAGUGUGGGGUCUCUGUCUGAUGGUUUUUGGGUGACAUCCCCUGUGCUGCACACCCCCCACCCCAGGGGCUGCCUUGGCACAGGCCAGGACACAGGGCAGGGGCUCCCAAUGGCUGUCCCCUGCCUGCAAGGUGUCAGGUCGGGACAUGGGCCAUGCCGCUGACCCCCUGGGCCAGCUCCACACUUGGACCUGCAGCAGGUGCCUCCUGGGAAGCAUCCAUGUGUCUGCCUGUCUGUCUGUCUCUCCUGCAGGGCAAAUGCCAUAGGAUGACCGCUGCUGGUCCCCUCUUACUGGCUGUGAUAUCGACUCUCCUGUGGCUCACGUGGGGCUUCGACCCCGCUCCCAGCGCCUGCUCUGCCCUGGCCUCUGGCGUCCUCUACGGCUCCUUCUCCCUCAAGGACCUCUUCCCAACCAUCGCCUCCGGCUGCUCCUGGACCCUGGAGAACCCCGACCCCACCAAGUACUCUCUCUACCUCCGCUUCAACCGGGAGGAGCAGGUCUGCACCCACUUCUCGCCCAUGGUGCUGCCGCUCGACCAUUACCUGGCCAACUACACCUGCGACCCCCGCGGCGAGGCCGCCAGCCCCCCGCCUGCCGCCCAGGGCGCCGAGGAGGAGCAGGAGGAAGCGGAGCUGGAGCUGUGCGAGGGCUCAGGGCCCUUCACCUUCCUGCACUUCGACAAGAACUUCGUGCAGCUGUGCCUGGCGGCCGAGCCCGAGGCUGCCCCGCGGCUGCUGGCGCCGCAGGCGCUGGAGUUCCGCUUCGUGGAGGUGCUGCUCAUCAACAACAACAACUCCAGCCAGUUCACCUGCAGCGUGCUGUGCCGCUGGCUGGAGGAGUGCCUGCAGGCGCCCGGCGCCCGGCGCUGCGGCUUCACGCACGCCGGCUGCAGCUGCCAGGCUGAGCCCCCGCGCCGCAACGGCACCGGCCGCGGUGCCCCCACCGUGCCAGCUGCCACCGCAUGCUGCCCCACUGACCUGCGCGCCGGCGAGGCCGACGGCCUCCACCUGCCCGACGUGCGGCACGGCAAUGCAGUCGAGGAGAACCAGAAGGUGAAGACCCAGUGGCCACGGUCAGCAGACGAGCCGGGUGUCUACAUGGCCCAGACAGGGGAUCCGGCAGCAGAGGAAUGGUCCCAAUGGAGCGUCUGCUCCCUGACGUGCGGGCAGGGCUCCCAGGUACGAACACGCUCCUGUGUCUCUUCGCCCUAUGGGACGCUGUGCAGUGGGCUCCUCCGGGAGACACGGACCUGCAAUAACACAGCCACGUGCCCAGUUCACGGCGCAUGGGAGGAGUGGUCCCCGUGGAGCCUGUGCUCGGUGACCUGCGGGCGAGGGGCCAGGACCAGGACGCGGCCGUGCGCGGCCCCGCGGCGCGGAGGGGAAGCCUGCGAGGGUCCCGAGCUGCAGGCCAAGCCCUGCAGUAUCGCGAGCUGCCAGGUGGAAGGGCAGUGGCUGGAGUGGGGCGCCUGGAGCCGCUGCUCCGUCACCUGCGCCAACGGCACGCAGCAGCGGACGCGCCGGUGCAGCCUCUCGGCACACGGCUGGGCCGAGUGCCACGGGGCACACGCCGACGCACGGGAGUGCUCCAACCCCACCUGUCCCACAGACAGCAAAUGGGGCCCCUGGAACCACUGGAGCCUCUGCUCCAAGACGUGCGACACGGGCUGGCAGCGGCGCUUCCGCAUGUGCGAAGGCUCCGGCAUGCAGGGCUACCCCUGCGAGGGCUCCGGCGAGGAGGUGAAGACCUGCAACGAGAAGAAGUGCCCAGCCUACCAUGAGAUGUGCAAGGACGAGAACGUGAUGCUGAUGACCUGGAAGAAAACAGCUGCAGGGGAGAUCAUCUACAACAAGUGUCCCCCCAAUGCCACGGGCUCUGCCAGCCGCCGGUGCCUGCUGAGCCCCCAUGGUGUUGCCUACUGGGGCGUCCCCAGCUUCGCCCGCUGCAUCUCCCGCGAGUACCGAUACUUGCAUCUCUCACUGCGGGAGCAUCUGGCCAAAGGGCAGCGGGUGCUGGCAGGCGAGGGCAUGUCUCAAGUGGUGCGGAGCCUGCUGGAGCUCAUGGCUCGCAAGACCUACUACAGUGGAGACCUGCUGUUCUCCGUGGAGAUCCUGCGCAACGUCACCGACACCUUCAAGAGGGCCACGUACAUCCCGUCCUCUGAGGACGUGCAGCGCUUCUUCCAGGUGGUGAGUUACAUGGUGGAUGCGGAGAACAGGGACAAGUGGGAGGAUGCACAGCAGGUCUCUCCCGGCUCCGUGCACCUCAUGAAGGUGGUGGAGGACUUCAUCCAUCUGGUGGGGGAUGCACUGAAGGCUUUCCAGAGCAACCUCAUCGUCACCGACAACCUGGUGAUCAGCAUCCAGCGGGAGCCUGUCACCGCUGUCUCCAGUGACAUCAACUUCCCCAUGAAGGGGCGCCGGGGCAUGAAGGAUUGGGCCCGCAGCUCCGAGGACAAGCUCUUCAUCCCCAGGGAGGUGCUCAGCCUCGCCUCUGCCGAAGCAGAUGAAUCAUCCCACUUUGUCAUCGGGGCUGUGCUGUUCCGCACGCUGGGGCUCAUCCUGCCCGCGCCCAGGACCCCCCUGGCCGUCACCUCCAAGGUGCUCAUGGUGACCGUGCGCCCUCCGACCAAACCCGCUGAGCCCCUCGUGCUGGUGGAGCUGUCCCACAUCAUCAAUGGAACGUCCCACCCGCAGUGCGUCACCUGGGACUACUCAAGGACGGAUGCUGGCUUGGGAAACUGGGACACCGAGAGCUGCCAAACCCUGGAGACCCUCCCAGCGCACACCAAGUGCCAGUGCCGCCAGCUCGCCACCUUCGCUGUCCUCGCCCAGCUGCCCAGAGACCUGGCCAUGGACUCCUUGGGUGCCCCAUCCGUGCCGCUGAUGAUCGGCUGCGCUGUGUCCUGCAUGGCCCUGCUGACACUGCUGGUGAUCUACGCUGCCUUCUGGAGGUUCAUCAAGUCAGAGCGCUCCAUCAUCCUGCUCAAUUUCUGUGUGUCCAUCCUGGCCUCCAACAUCCUCAUCCUUGUGGGGCAGUCCCAGAUGCUCAGCAAGGGUGUGUGCACCAUGACAGCCGCCUUCCUCCACUUCUUCUUCCUCUCGUCCUUCUGCUGGGUGCUGACGGAGGCCUGGCAGUCCUACCUGGCAGUGAUCGGCCGGAUCCGGACACGCCUGGUCAGGAAACGCUUCCUGUGCUUGGGAUGGGGGUUGCCAGCCCUCGUGGUCGCAGUCUCUGUUGGCUUCACACGGACCAAAGGCUACGGGACAGCGAGCUACUGCUGGCUCUCACUGGAGGGCGGUUUGCUCUAUGCCUUCGUGGGACCCGCUGCUGUCAUCGUGCUGGUGAACAUGCUGGUGGGCAUCAUCGUGUUCAACAAGCUCAUGUCCCGCGAUGGCAUUUCAGAUAAGUCCAAAAAGCAGCGAGCUGGCUCCAAGCCCCCCCCCUGCGGCAACCUGCUGCUGAAAUGCACCAAGUGCGGCGUGGUGUCCAGCGCGGCCAUGACCUCCGCCACCGCCAGCAGUGCCAUGGCAUCGCUGUGGAGCUCCUGCGUGGUCCUGCCUCUGCUGGCGCUGACCUGGAUGUCGGCCGUGCUCGCCAUGACCGACCGGCGCUCCAUCCUCUUCCAGGUCCUCUUUGCCGUCUUCAACUCUGUCCAGGGCUUCGUCAUCAUCACCGUGCACGGGUUCCUGCGCCGAGAGGUCCAGGACGUGGUCAAGUGUCAGAUGGGGGGAUGCAGGAGCGAGGAGAAUGAAAACUCACCCGACUCCUGCAAGAAUGGGCAGGUUCAGAUCCUGACAGACUUUGAAAAGGACGUUGACCUGGCGUGUCAGACAGUGCUGUUCAAGGAGGUGAAUACCUGCAACCCUGCUACCAUCACGGGCACCUUGUCCCGCAUCUCCCUGGAUGGGGAUGAAGACCCCAAGCUCAACACCACCCCCGAGGGUGGCCUGGGCUUCUCCAGCCUGCCAGGAAACAUCCCUCCCUCCAGCAUCCUGGUGCAGGUCCCCAAGAUGACACCCAACGUGGUGGCAGGUUUGGGUGAGCUGGGGGACCCACCGGGGCAGCAGCUGGGGCUGGAGGCAGCCGGUCCCGUGUACCUGUGCACAGAGAGCAGCCUGCGGCCAAUGGAGUACGGGUGGCUGCGGGCGCCCGAGCCCCCCCGGGAGAGCGACUACAUGAUGCUGCCGCGCCGAACCAGCAGCCUCAAGCGUUUCCCACGGGAUGAGAGCACCGAGGAGGGGGUGCCCGGCGGGACGGGGCGCCCGGCAGCCGAGGGUGAUGCCUACCCUGGCUUCGUUGCGGUGGAUCAUGUGAAUGUGAACUUGAACCAGCCCUAUGGCACGGUGAAAGCUCCCUAUGGCCUCCAGUUCAAACAGCAUCCCAGCAUGCGGCAGAUCCUGGCCUCGGAGCUGUCGGAGCGCAGCCGCACCAUGCCCCGCACCGUGCCCGGCUCUGCCAUGAAAGUGGGGUCCCUGGAGAGGAAGAGGUUGCGAUACUCAGAUCUGGACUUUGAGAAGGUGAUGCACACACGGAAGCGCCACUCUGAGCUUUACCAUGAGCUCAACCAGAAGUUUCAUACACUGGACCGGUACCGAGCCCCGGCUGCCGGCUCCUCCAAGCGAGAAAAGCGGUGGAGCGUCUCAUCGGGUGGCGGGGACAAGAGCAUGGCCAAUGAUGCCGCCAGCCCCAAGGAGCAGCAGCUCCAGGCACCGGCAGCGCCACCGAAGCCCUGGAGCACGUUCAAGGCGAUGACACUGGGGUCCCUGCCCAGCGCCCAGUGGGACCGGCUGGAGCUGCGAUGCGCAGACUGGGGGGGCCCCUGCGCCGGCCUGGAUAUGGCCGAUGGUGACUUCCAGACCGAGGUGUGAGCCCCACACCCACCACCACCGUCUUGGACCAGCCGAGAUGCUGCGUUUGCUCCAUCCUCCACAGCAGCCGGGGACCCCUUGCGUGGCCGGAGCCAUUGCCAUGGCACACACCGCGCUCCCCCCGGCUGCGGCCGCCUCCACCCGUCCUUCGCGUGGCCACCCUCCCGAUGCGGGUGCGGAGGGGACCCGUGCACCCCCCCCCCAUGCUCCCCCCACUGCUCACACCUGCACCCCCCGGGGCAGGUGCGGCCUCGAGGCCGUCGGAUCCUCAUUUCUUUUGUACCGGGAUGUUUCUUCACGCCGUGCACCGUGUGCACGCGAGCGGCCCCCCCGGCGCCUGUCCCAGCCCUCCCUCCAUCCCCACACGGGGAAGGUGCUGUUGUUGUU
This is a messenger RNA of Melopsittacus undulatus (budgerigar), 6993 nucleotides long. It is a transcript of the gene ADGRB2, whose product is annotated as adhesion G protein-coupled receptor B2. Gene Ontology annotation, cellular component: plasma membrane. The coding region runs from base 1888 to 6606 and encodes 1572 amino acids. The transcript has 31 exons. Gene Ontology annotation, molecular function: G protein-coupled receptor activity. NCBI's taxonomy places the organism in Eukaryota, Metazoa, Chordata, Aves, Psittaciformes, Psittaculidae. Gene Ontology annotation, biological process: G protein-coupled receptor signaling pathway; negative regulation of angiogenesis; cell surface receptor signaling pathway. The record is from RefSeq and is a predicted model, not a curated record.